Molecule: messenger RNA, 305 nt
Organism: Williopsis jadinii
Lineage: Eukaryota; Fungi; Ascomycota; Saccharomycetes; Phaffomycetales; Wickerhamomycetaceae
Exons: 2
Coding region: 113-274 (53 amino acids)
Source: RefSeq, a predicted model, not a curated record
GAAAUGGAAAGAAAGCCUGAAAUGGAAAGAAAGCCUGAAAUGAAAAAGAUAAACUUACCAGAAACUUACCAGAAACCAACCAAUAUCACGUGACCAGCAAAAAAAAAACAAAAUGGAUCAUGCUAAUAAGCCAAUUCGAGAGAAAGAACAACAAGGGAUAUCAGACCAGUGUAAUGGCUAUCAUGUGAAGGCACCCAGCAACCAUCUAGUAACUCGUUUGAUCAGCAGCUUUUCUGCUUUUCCCAGCCCAAUCAUUGCCUUCGAUUUUCGUUAGUGGUAGAGGUGACUCUUCGUGGUAAGAACAG